This is a messenger RNA of Striga asiatica, 732 nucleotides long. The record is from the annotation of a GenBank genome assembly. NCBI's taxonomy places the organism in Eukaryota, Viridiplantae, Streptophyta, Magnoliopsida, Lamiales, Orobanchaceae.
AUGACUGCAAGAGCUUUGCUACUGUCUGAGCAUUUGAAUUCGGAUUUGGAUUUGGAUUUGGCAAAUAGAUCGCAGCGGUUUAAGAAGGAUCCCACUACCAAAGAAGAACGAUUCGCCAUUCUUCUCCUCAUCUCCACUCCAGCCCGUGGAACACGAUCUUCUAGUAAGAAUUGGGCGCACGCCAGUGCCGAGGAGUUCCAUUCGCGCCGAGAUGCGCUGUCGCGUGGCUCCGUGGAUCUGUGGUUGGCCAGUCUGGCUGGAGUGGUUCCCGGCGGCGGAGGCUUGUCGGAAUCGAGGGAGAGGCGGGCGAGGAGCUUCAGAUUUCUGGCGAAUUUGAUGUAUUUUUCCGCUGCUCUUCGGGAAAAAGCCUGGGUCUACUCGAUGCACGGGCCCGACGAACGGCUGAAGUUCGCUGAAAAGAAAACGACGGCAGGGUGUGAGGCGGUCGAGAGAGGCCUCUGCUAUCACUCAUUUGGACGGCUGAAAAGAAUUACGGAAGCGGCUAAUGCUCGGACGGAAGAUGCUGCUAGCGGCGUGGCUCUACUCGUAUGUCUAUGGCGUUGUCGGCGGUCGCAGACGGAAGUAAUGCUAGCCGAAAGAAGUCACGCGGCUGCUAUUCGGAAACUCACGGCAACGGCUGCUACUUACUCACCGAUGGAGGAAGAUGAGGAACAAGAUUUGCUUCUUGCUAAGAAGAGCCGCGCGUCUGAGGAGAAGGAUGAAGACGAUUGA